GCGCACUGCCGCUGCGCGGUAAAUCUCCAGCUUUCCUUUCUUUUCUUCCCCAUUUCCCUCUAAAGUGUUUCACUCGUCGCUGCACCAGCAAGAGCAAGGGUUCACUCAUCGUUUAGAGGUCUACUAGCAACAUGGCUACGAAGGUUGCUGUGGUAACAGGUGGUAACAAGGGCAUUGGUCUGGCCAUCGUUCGGGCACUCAGCAAGCAGUAUCAAGGAAAUGUUUAUCUUACCUCCAGAGAUGUUGGUCGGGGUCAGGAGGCUGUGAAGUUGCUGACCUCAGAAGGAUUGACGGUCCACUUUCACCAGCUGGACAUCGAUGAUCUGAACAGCAUCAUGGCCGCUGCUAGUUACUUUAAAGAGAAGUAUGGAGGGGUGGAUGUCCUCGUCAAUAAUGCAGGGAUUGCAUUUAAAAUGGCAGACACAACUCCAUUUGGAGUCCAGGCUGAGGUGACCCUUAGGACAAACUACUUUGCCACCAGAGACAUGCUGACUCACUUCCUUCCCAUCAUCAAUGCAGGAGGACGUGUGGUGAACGUCUCCAGCUUUGUCAGUGUCCGUGCCCUGAACCAGUGCUCCCCAGCGCUGCAGCAGCGUUUCCGCAGUGAGGACAUCACUGAAGAGGAGCUGUCGGGACUGAUGCAGAGAUUUGUAGAUGAGGCCCAGAAGGGCAAGCACAAGCAGGGUGGCUGGCCUGACACGGCAUACGGAGUGUCCAAGAUUGGACUGACAACUCUGUCCAUGAUCCUGGCUCGUCGUCUGUCCAAGGAGAGACCAAAUGAUGGGAUCUUGCUGAAUGCCUGCUGUCCAGGCUGGGUGCGCACUGACAUGGCAGGUCAGAAAGCCCCAAAAUCACCAGAUGAGGGCGCUGUUACACCAGUCUUCCUGGCACUGCUGCCUCCUGGAGCCACAGAGCCUCAUGGAAAAUUUGUUUCUGAGAAAAAAGUUCAGACCUGGUGAAGUGGUUGAAGGGACCUGAGUUUGUUUUUAUGUUGGUUAAUCCAUUAAAGCACUGAAAUGCAUUAAACACUUUCAAAUGAACACAAUAUACAAAAUUGGAAGCAUCAAUCAGGAAAAUCUUUUAAAAGAGCAACAGUAACACAUGAUCAGCUUUAUCCAGAGAUGCAACCAUUAUAUAGUUAAAUUAAUUUCUGGUUUUUGAUUUUGCAUUUACAAAGUUAUUUAGUUAAACAAGGCAGUGCUGGGCAUUCGAAAAAAAACAAAACGUUUUUUUUUAAACAAAUUUUUAUAUUUGUGACGUAUAAAAGCAAAAUUGCUGUUAGAGGUUGAAAAUUGCUGCUGUAAAAUCAUGCAAAAAUAAGAGUGUCUUGUCUAAAUACACUCAUGCCUUCAUUUAAAAAAAAUAAACACUUUAAAAUCAAAAUGUUUUUUGAUUUUUUUAUUCAAAUGUAAAAUAUUAGAAUAGACAGCCACGGAUAAGAACAUUUUCUUGUUUUUUUAGAUUUACAUAUCCUGAAUGUCCUGAAAAAGGCUUUAAACUUCUGUAAUGGUAAAAAAUAACUGCUCUUGAAUUGCUUUGAGUAGAGGUUGUGUCUAAACAAAGCAAAAUCUGACCAUUUACAAAGAAGUCAUCAAUGUGUCUAUCACAUUUAUAAAAUAGGUGAGAUUGUUUAUCACUGUGGUGUAAAAUGUGUUGACAUAAAGAAGACUUCUGUAAAAUAGUCCAGUGACUUGUAGUGACACCUGGUGGUGAAGAGUAGUAUUUCAGGUGAUUAAAAAAACAUACUGUGGGGAGUCCCAAAAUGUAUUUUUCUGACUGAUGAAAUAGAAUAAACUGAAAAAAACAAAAUGAAAUAUUGAAACUUUAACUUUGAAACAGAGGAAAGUGUUCUGCCUGAGUUGUAACCGUGCACUCUCAUGUUAGUCGGACUAUAUGCUUUGCAUGAAUUAUUAUGCCACUUGCACCCAGAAAUUGGCAAAGAAAGAUGCACUGUUGAAAAGAAAGGACAGACAUGCCCACCCCAGUGGUUCAGAAGGCCAAACAACCAAGGAAGGCACAGGUCAGGUUUACACCAGACCCCAUUCCUGCUUCUCCAACCACUGACAGGAGACUGAAGAAGAGGAGCCAGUAGUGUGUCACUUGUCCUGGAUGUAAUAGGAGUUACUUAGGAGGUCAUAUAAUGCUCAGUAGCCUCUGACUACUCUUUAGGUGCUUUCCAAUAAUAAAACAAUUUAACCAUG
Molecule: messenger RNA, 2201 nt
Organism: Cheilinus undulatus (humphead wrasse)
Lineage: Eukaryota; Metazoa; Chordata; Actinopteri; Labriformes; Labridae
Gene: cbr1
Product: carbonyl reductase 1
Exons: 7
Coding region: 132-959 (275 amino acids)
Molecular function (GO): carbonyl reductase (NADPH) activity
Source: RefSeq, a predicted model, not a curated record